UCAUCCACCCCGCGGCCAUCAUCCACCCCGACGCCGCCAUCGGCCAGGGCGUCUCAAUCGGCCCAUUUUGCACCGUGGGGGCUUCAGCGAGGAUUGGUGAUGCUUGUCAGUUACACACCGGGAGCCAUGUCAUGGGACAUACCGAGCUAGGAGAGGGAUGCGUUGUUCUCAAUGGUGCUAUCCUUGGUGCAGAUCUCCCUGGACGAACAAUUAUUGGGGAAAACAAUGUGAUAGGGAACUAUGCUGUGGUUGGUGUUAAGUGCCAAGAUCUCAAAUAUAAGUCAGGUGAGGAAUGCUUUCUGCACAUCGGUAACAACAACGAGAUCAGAGAGUACUGCUCUAUUCACCGUUCUUCUAAAGCGUGUGACUGCACGGUUAUUGGUGACAGCAAUCUUAUAAUGGGGUCCUGCCAUAUAGCACAUGAUUGCAAGAUUGGUAACAAUAACAUCUUUGCCAAUAAUACUCUAUUCGGUGGCCAUGUUGUUGUUGAAGACUACACUCAUACUGCUGGGGCUGUUGUUGUCCAUCAAUUUUGUCAUAUUGGGUCAUUCUCAUUUCUAGGCGGAGGCUCUGUGGUUGCGCAAGAUGUUCCUAGAUACAUGAUGGUUGCAGGUGAUAGAGCAGAGCUUCGUGGUCUGAAUCUUGAAGGUCUUAGGCGCAACGGUUUCUCAGACCAAGAGGUACGAAGUCUGAGGAAAGCUUAUCGGAAAGUAUUCAUGCCAGCUAGUAGUUGCCAGAGUAGUUUUGAAGAUCGACUCACUGAACUGGCACGGGAAAUUGAGCUAUUAGAAUCUCCCUUUGUAUCCUGUAUGGUGGAAUCAAUUCGCACAUCAUUUGAGCAAGGACGUCGUGGAAUAUGCAAGUUCAGAAGUUGGAACAUCUCAUAAGCAUUGCUCGGAUCCAACUUCUUUUAUUACUGUAAACGGGACACAUGGAUACGCCAUACAGACAGUAAAUGACCAAAUGCCAGCCAAUCAUAUCAAACAUGGGUUGUCGUCAAGAUGAUUUUCACACCAAGGGAAGCUGUGUGUAGUUAUAGGGAAGCUGUGCGUAGUUAUAGUGUUCUUACCUCUUGGUUGUACAAAUCCUUGUAAUAGAACUACUUAGUAUACACUACAAUUUUUGACAGGGCUUCGAUUUUGUCCAGAGAUGUCUCUGGAUCUCAUGCUCUAAGCUGUAAAACCCAAAUGAUGUUACAUACUCCCUCCGGUCUGAAUAAAUUGACAUGAGCUGUGAAGAGCUAGUAGCCUA
Molecule: messenger RNA, 1251 nt
Organism: Lolium rigidum
Lineage: Eukaryota; Viridiplantae; Streptophyta; Magnoliopsida; Poales; Poaceae
Product: probable acyl-[acyl-carrier-protein]--UDP-N-acetylglucosamine O-acyltransferase, mitochondrial
Exons: 10
Coding region: 132-887 (251 amino acids)
Biological process (GO): lipid biosynthetic process
Molecular function (GO): acyl-[acyl-carrier-protein]-UDP-N-acetylglucosamine O-acyltransferase activity
Source: RefSeq, a predicted model, not a curated record